Molecule: messenger RNA, 1327 nt
Organism: Fulmarus glacialis (Northern fulmar)
Lineage: Eukaryota; Metazoa; Chordata; Aves; Procellariiformes; Procellariidae
Gene: SMYD5
Product: SMYD family member 5
Molecular function (GO): protein binding; histone H4K20 methyltransferase activity
Source: RefSeq, a predicted model, not a curated record
CCUGCGAUCACUGCCUGGAGACGGCGGAGAAAACCGCCCAGCGGCUGCUGGGGAAGAGCUCGCUGGUGCUGCCUCACCCGGAGCAGUGCAGCAUCCGGAAAGACCUGCAUCAGCAGUGUCCCCGGUGCCAGGUGACGUACUGCAGCGCUGAAUGCAGGCAGGCCGCUUUGGAGCAGUACCACCAGGUCCUCUGCCUCGGCCCGUCCCGUGACGACCCCACGCACCCCCUCAACAAGCUGCAGGAGGCCUGGAGAAACAUGCAUUAUCCACCAGAGACUUCCAGCAUCAUGUUGAUGGCCCGGAUGGUCGCCACCGUCAAACAGGCUAAAGACAAGGAGUGGUGGAUCAAGGCCUUCUCCCAGUUCUGCAGUAAGACAGCAAAUGAAGAAGAGGAGGUUGUGCACAAGCUGCUGGGGGACAAAUUUAAGGGCCAGCUGGAGCUCCUGCGGUUGCUCUUCACUGAAGCCCUUUACGACGAACAUCUCAGCAGGUGGUUCACUCCAGAAGGCUUUCGAUCCCUCUUUGCCCUCGUUGGGACCAAUGGCCAAGGCAUAGGAACAAGCUCUCUGAGCCAGUGGGUGCACGCUUGCGAUGCGCUGGAUCUCCCCAUGCUGCAGCGAGAGGAGCUGGACGCCUUCAUCGACCAGCUCUACAAGGACAUUGAGAAGGAGUCAGGAGAGUUCCUCAACUGCGAGGGAUCAGGUCUCUACGUGCUCCAGAGCUGCAGUAACCACAGCUGCAUCCCCAAUGCCGAGACAUCCUUCCCUGAAAACAACUUCCUCCUACAUCUGACGGCUCUGGAGGACAUUGAAGCAGGAGAGGAAAUCUGCAUCAGUUAUUUAGACUGCUGUCAGAGGGAGCGGAGCAGACACAGCCGCAACAAGAUACUCAGGGAGAACUACUUGUUUACCUGCUCGUGUCCCAAGUGCCUAGCGCAAGCCGACGAUGCUGACGUGACGUCGGACGAAGAAGAGGAGGGCGAAGGGGAGACGGAUGAUGCUGAGCUGGAGGAUGAGAUGACUGACGUUUGAUCCUAGCCCCGGGCGAGAGGAGAGGGAAGGGACGGGAGGGUCCUCCGUGAGGCAGCAGCUUUAAUACUAGAAACAGGGUUGUGUUGUGGGGUCGGGUGGGAGGCCACGUGCCAGUGGCGGGUGCGGAGGUCUGGCGGAGUGGGGCAGCGGGGGAGCCGGAGGCAGGCCCUGCUCCCGCCUGUCCUUGUUGUGCGCUGUGUGUGCGUGUGUGUGCGUGUGUGUGUGUUUCAGGCCAUCCCCGUCCUCCCUGUGAGGACAGGCUGUGAGCCGGUAACCUCCUGCCGUGUCCCGGUCCC